GGUAGCUGCUGUGUGCCUGUGCAGCUGCCUCUUCCAGACCGGAAAAGAGAGGGAGCGAAAUAGCAAGACAUUGGGGAAGGUUAGAGGAAGAGGAGUAGAGAAAGGAAAUUGGGUGAGAGACUGAAGGCGACUGUUGUUGUGGGGGGGUCAUAGCCAUGUCUGUAUUCUGUUUGUCUGGCUGGCUAUGAGAUCAGACAGCAAUGGCCAUGUCACUGAGCGCCGACGAUGAGGAUUACGACUCGGACACAGCCGAACAGCAACGGCUACCCAACCGGCCAAACCCCAAAAUGGCUGCAUCAACGGUAACAACUCCGGCAGCAGCCAGCUCUUCUUCCAGUUCGACAGCAGUCAAGCUGCCAUCCAAUCGAACCUCCUCUGGAGCUCGCCGAAGGCGAACACGAUGUCGGAAGUGCGAGGCGUGUGUUCGGACAGAAUGUGGAGAGUGUCAUUUCUGUAAGGACAUGAAGAAGUUUGGAGGGCCUGGCCGCAUGAAACAAUCCUGUAUUAUGAGACAGUGUAUAGCGCCUGUGUUACCGCACACAGCAGUGUGUGUGGUAUGCGGUGAGGCUGGUAAAGAAGACACACUUGACGAAGAAGACGAGAAAUUUAACGCCAUGCUCAUGGAGUGCUCCAUCUGCAACGAGAUUGUCCAUCCAAACUGCCUCAAGGUGAAGGAUGCACCUGGGGUGGUAAAUGAUGAGCUUCCGAACUGCUGGGAAUGUCCCAAAUGCAACUACGCUGGAAAAACUGGAAAAGCCUGUAAGCAAAAACGGGGCCCAGGAUUUAAGUAUGCAUCCAACCUGCCGGGUUCCCUGUUGAGGGAGCAGAAGGCAGGCCGUGAUGGACGAGAGGAGGGUGACCAGGCUUCAUCUGGCGCAGCAUCCAUCAAGAGGAAAAGUGAGAGGGAAGAGACUCCCAGAAUAAAGACUGAGGAUCUGCCCUCACGUCUGCCCCCACACUUGACGCCAAGUGGUCUGCAGAGACCAAGGUCUGAAGUGCCUAACUUUUUGAGGAAGAAGAGGAAGUUAUUUGAAGAUGAUGAAGAGGAAGAGGAGGCGAGCACUAAAAAAAAGCCGAAGAAACCCUGGAGACCCGAAGAGUCUUUGAUUCCCAAACUCUCUCAGAUGAAAACAGAAGAGGAAGAGGAUAACUCUGAUGAAGAGGAAGAGAAGCGAGAGCCACCUCGCCGUUUAUUCAAGAGAGACUACAGCACAGUAAGAAAAGAGGAAGAGCAGCAUGAAGAGCGGCGGGAGGAGAGAGAUCCAUUUUUCAGAUCCCUAAAGGAAGAAGACGAGGAGGAAGAGGAAGAGGAGAGUAAUGCCAAACAAGGCAGGGACAGCAGCCCUGCACUGAAGAAUCUCUCGUUAUCACUUGAGAGUGACGCAUCAUGGUGUAGCUCCCCCAGGGCCGGUCCCAGCAGCGAAAGCAGUGAGACACGGGAGAAGGCUCCUCGACCCAGGGCGAGACGGCACCGUCGCAAGCCCCAGAAUCGGCAGCUCAGCACAGAGCUCAGCAAGCAGCUCAACAUGGAGAUCCGCCGCACAGAGCAUUCACUGGCCAACAAGAACCAGCAGCCGCUCAAGAGUGAACCCGAGGACAGCGAGAACGAGGAACCAAAGAGAGGCUUAAGGAACAGGACUGCAGGGAAUGGAGUAGGAGGUGGAGGAGUAGAAAGGGGAGGAGGUGGAGAGGCAGGAGGGGAGAGGCCACACUUACGAGCUCGAGAGAUGAAUGGGACAUCUUGGGAGCUGCGGCACUUUUACCCUCCUCAGAUAACCCCACUAGGCUUGAACCGCAGUUCACCCACAGUCAGGCCACUGCCCGCCCGUUCCCCUCCCAAAUGUGUGCAGAUGGAACGGCACGUUAUCCGGCCGCCUCCGAUCUGCCCUCCACCUGAUAGACUGCCACUAGCAGAUGGCCGUAAUCACAUAGCUCCUAGAGAAGUCUGGUUGGCUAUCUUUAGUCACUUGAGCCAUCGUGAGCUUUGUGUGUGUAUGCAAGUGUGCCGGACCUGGAAUCGCUGGUGCUGUGAAAAGAGGUUAUGGACUCGUAUAGAUGUGAAGCGUUGCAAGUCCAUCACCCCUCUCAUGCUGAGUGGGAUCAUUCGCAGACAGCCCAUCACUCUGGAUCUGAGCUGGACCAACAUCUCCAAGAAGCAAUUAAGCUGGCUUAUUAAUCGAUUACCAGGACUGAGGGUGCUCCUUCUGUCAGGCUGUUCAUGGGUGGCUGUUUCAGCUCUCUGCACGUCUAGCUGUCCUCUAUUGCGCACUCUGGACCUGCAGUGGGUUGAGGGACUCAAAGACCCCCAGAUGAGGGACCUACUCUCCCCUCCUACUGACAACAGACCUGGUCAAAUGGACACUCGCAGUAAACUGCGAAAUGUGACUGGCCUGCGUCUGGCUGGUUUGGACAUCACAGACAGCUCUCUGCGUCUUAUCAUUAAGAAUAUGCCUCUUCUCUCCAGUCUGGACUUAAGUUACUGCAACCAUAUCAAUGACCAGUCAGUCAACCUGCUGACUGCUGCAGGGACUACCACUAGAGACUCACUCACCGAUGUCAACCUUUCUAUGUGUAACAGGGUCACCGACCAGACGCUGAGCUACUUCAAACGCUGUGGAAGCAUCUGUCGCAUUGACCUGCGCUUUUGCAAGCAGGUGAGCCGGCAGGCCUGUGAGCGCUUCAUCGCAGAGAUGUCCGUCAUUGUUCCCUUCCAACUACAAGAGGAUAAACUGCUCCAAAAACUCAGCUAGUUGUGCCACACAGCACCACCUAGUGUCUGGGAGGACUGAACAACUCAAUCUAAGAUGAUACUAUGUAUCAAGUGCUCUCAUGUAUUUGGAGAAAUGACUUUAACUGGAGAUGCACAUUAAAAAACAAGCACUGCAACACAUGUCUAUGGACAAACCUUUUUGUCACCUCCUUUCAAACUGGAGAGAAGAGACAGUGUACCUAACUGUACAUAAGAAUGCUCCUGUUCUGAAUGCUUUAUUCUGAAGGUGGACACUUAAUUGGGCAAAUUCUGUAUUUUUAAGAGGAGAUUCAAUGUUUAAAACUGGGGGAUUGUACUUAAAAAUUGAUGUGAUCGAAAGCAGAGAAUGGGAUGUGCAUAUACAGUAUACACACAACAUUCACACACUCACUAGAUACUACAAACACUUUAUCUGUGAGAGUAAGCAUGAUUGUACAUUGUUAUUCAAAACGCUCAAAUCAGUUUUUGUAUAAAAGAUGUAUCGGUUUAGAAUUCUGUGAUAUAUUUGGUUCAGUCCUGGGUAUAUGUGUUGUUCUUUAUUUCAUAUAUAUAUACAUAUAUAUAUAUAUAUAUGUAUAUAUAAUGUGUGUGUGUGUAAUUUUUUAAAUAUCUCUGUUCGUUUAUGUCCUCAGUAUUGGAAUGUUCCAAUCUGCUCAACGUUUUUCAAUGAUGAGUUUGACUGAUUUGAAUUUCAAGUGCUCACUGAUCUAAUCUCAGAGCAGAAAUAGGCGUGAUAUUUGUUUUUCAGAGGUUUAUUUAUAAAACAGUGCCAUAUUCCAUCUGUGUAACAGUCAAGCCUUCAUCCUUUAGAGAAUAUUUCACAGCUAUGCUUGUGUGUGUAGAGAAUGGUACCUCAGUAUCCCUCUUAAGAGGUGUUGGGUGAAAAAAAAAAAAUGCCAAGUUAAGUGGUUAACUUGAAUAUACGUACAUGGAAUAUAUAAAUUUUCUGUUCUUAAUUUCAAUGCAGCUUUCAGACCAAGCUUUCUGAAUCAUUUAAAAAGAUUCUAAACAUGUUACGAAGAUCAUUCAUAAUUCCGCUAAUGUAAUUAUGGUAAUUUUAUUUUGUACAACACAAUCAGGUUGUAUUGCAAUUUCUUCGCUAGGCCAAAAAAAGACUUUCAGUUUUUGUCUAUAAGUCAUCAAGUAUGUGCGUUAUUCCACAGUGGUUGUUAUUGUAAAAUGGUAACCGUGAUGAUGACAGAUGAUUUUAAUUAUGUGUAUUAUUGUGAGUUUUGUCUCAGGAUUGCGACUCAGAAAGAGUAAGCCUGCCAUUCGAUCUAAGCCACUUGUACCACUGUAAAUUAAAGCAUUGUUUGCCAUUUAAAACACUCUAAUGUACAUUCGGCUAUUUAUAUUUGUAUGUAAUUAAAAACAACUGAAUUGAUUAAUUAAGCAAUCUUUCUCAAAAAGGGAACUGGCAUUCCAAAGAACAAGUGGAACUUGUUUUUGUACAUCAGUAAUGUGUGGCAAAUGUUUCUGCAUUCUGAUUUGAAUAUCUCUUAACUUGUUCCCUACAGAAGUAACAUAUUAAAGUGUUCAUGAUGUA
Molecule: messenger RNA, 4295 nt
Organism: Xyrauchen texanus (razorback sucker)
Lineage: Eukaryota; Metazoa; Chordata; Actinopteri; Cypriniformes; Catostomidae
Gene: kdm2ba
Product: lysine (K)-specific demethylase 2Ba
Exons: 10
Coding region: 201-2750 (849 amino acids)
Biological process (GO): protein demethylation; regulation of transcription by RNA polymerase II
Molecular function (GO): histone demethylase activity; DNA binding; zinc ion binding
Source: RefSeq, a predicted model, not a curated record